Messenger RNA from Fundulus heteroclitus (mummichog), 2726 nucleotides. It is a transcript of the gene csnk1e, whose product is annotated as casein kinase 1, epsilon. Lineage: Eukaryota; Metazoa; Chordata; Actinopteri; Cyprinodontiformes; Fundulidae. Gene Ontology annotation, biological process: peptidyl-serine phosphorylation; signal transduction; endocytosis. The record is from RefSeq and is a predicted model, not a curated record. Bases 322 to 1584 code for a protein of 420 amino acids. Gene Ontology annotation, cellular component: cytoplasm; nucleus. Gene Ontology annotation, molecular function: ATP binding; protein serine/threonine kinase activity. The transcript is spliced from 11 exons.
GGAGGAGGAGGUGUGGUUCAGGGGGCUGUUUGCUCCCUGAAGCGGUCUGCAGGCGCGCAUGAGUCCGGCGGGUCUUAGCGUGGUUUGGGUCGGGCGAACGGAGCCCAAACAGAGGCGUGUUGGGCUGCAGGGCGCGGUUCUGGGUGCCGAUGCGGCUGCGCUCAGCGCUUUCUGGGGCGAAUGCGUGAAGGACUCUCCGCCCUGCCUGUGUUCGCAGCGGUGCAGCGAGGCGGAACAUCUGCGCUCCGGGUUCUCAGCCUACAUUCAUUAGUGGCUGAUUUUUUUCCUGCGUGUUGAAGUGAGGCCAAGAGCUCAGGAGCCAUGGAGCUACGCGUGGGGAACAAGUACCGCCUGGGGAGGAAGAUAGGCAGCGGAUCCUUCGGAGACAUCUACCUUGGUUCAAACAUCGCGACAGGAGAGGAGGUAGCCAUCAAACUGGAGUGUGUGAAGACCAAACACCCGCAGCUCCACAUCGAGAGCAAGUUCUACAAGAUGAUGCAGGGAGGAGUGGGAAUUCCCUCCAUCAAGUGGUGCGGGGCGGAGGGAGACUACAACGUCAUGGUGAUGGAGCUGCUGGGCCCCAGUUUGGAGGACUUGUUCAACUUCUGCUCCCGCAAGUUCAGCCUGAAGACCGUCCUGCUGCUGGCUGAUCAGAUGAUCAGCCGAAUUGAAUACAUCCACUCCAAGAACUUCAUCCACAGAGAUGUGAAACCCGACAACUUCCUGAUGGGCCUCGGGAAGAAGGGCAACCUGGUCUACAUCAUCGACUUCGGCCUGGCCAAGAAAUACCGGGACGCCCGAACACACCAGCACAUCCCCUACCGUGAAAAUAAGAACCUGACCGGGACGGCGCGCUACGCCUCCAUCAACACCCAUCUGGGCAUCGAGCAGUCCAGGCGAGACGACCUGGAGUCUCUGGGCUACGUGCUCAUGUACUUCAACCUGGGUUCCCUGCCCUGGCAAGGACUCAAAGCUGCAACCAAGAGGCAGAAGUACGAGCGCAUCAGCGAAAAGAAAAUGUCCACCCCCAUCGAGGUGCUCUGCAAAGGAUACCCCUCGGAGUUCUCCACUUACCUGAACCUGUGUCGCUCUCUGCGGUUUGACGACAAGCCUGACUACUCGUAUCUGAGGCAGCUCUUCAGGAAUCUUUUCCACCGACAGGGCUUCUCCUACGACUACGUCUUCGACUGGAACAUGCUGAAGUUUGGUUCCAGCAGGACAGCAGAGGACGGGGAGAGGGAGAGGAGGGAGGGGAAAGAAGGGGAGGAUCGAGCAGGAGUGGGCCAGAGAGGAGCGGGAGGUCGGGCCUUACCUCCGGGUCCGAACCCCUGUGCCGCCAACAGGGUGAGGAACGAGCCCGACGCUGCUCCUUCCAACCAGGCGUCGCGGGGAGCCCAGCCGUCAGGGAACCGUUCCCCCCAGGCAGGGAGAGCAGAGAGAGCCGAACGAGAGAGGAAGGUGGCCAUGAGGCUUCACCGCGGCGCCCCCGCCAACGUCUCGUCCUCUGACCUCACUGCACGCCUCGACCAAUCACGCAUCACUGCCUCACAGGUCAGUGUGCCGUUUGAACAUCUGGCAAAGUGAGGUUCUCCUGGCGGGCCUGCAGCAACUGAAGGGCAUCUAACACCCGACUUUUCAAAUAAAAAUGAACGAAUGAAGACAUGAAUGAGUGAAGGAGGAAGGGGCAGCGCUGUGAACAAGGACCGAGAGCGUCUGUCCGUGUGUCUGCCGGUUUGCCACGUGAGCAUGCGCAGUGCCAAAGCCCUGGGGGAUGAUGGGAAACCAGCGAGAAGAAGAAGAACCUCCAUUCUGGACCUGCUUAGAGCUGCUCUUCAAACUAGCGUUGGUGAAGAAAGCUGGGUGCAACAUUACAAAGGCCUCAGCCCGACUUCGCUCUUAUUCACCUUCACAUCGACACAGAGGCUCAAUACGCACAAAAAGGAGAAAGAAAACAUAAAAGUGCACAAAAAGGACUAAAUUUACACAACUCUGGUUUAUAUGUGUGAGCUGGGAAAAAAAAUCUGGAUUUGCCUUUGUUAGAGCGCUAAACUGGCUGCUUCUGGUGUAAUUUAUUCUAAUUAGAUCCACAGCUGAAACCAUAUUCUGGAUAAAGAGACACAGCCUUUAGUUUCACUGUCUGACAUUAAACCAGACUAAACCUUUUCUGUUGUAGCUCAGUUAGGAUUACAUGAUUUCAAUUUGCAAAAUGUCUGAAUAAUGAGAGAAAGAAGAGAAGAUCUUUAUUUGUCACAUGAGGAUCUUUCCUCAUCAGUGUGUCUGUCCCUCCUGCAGCAAAACACCCCCACAUCAUGAUGAUGAUGAUGCCUCCAUACGUCACAGUUAGGAUGGUGUUUAAGGUUUCCAAGCUUCCCCCUUUUUCUGAAUUUAUUGCUGGUCCUCAUGUCUAAACAUUUCAGUUUUCCUUUCAUCAAAUUACAGCACAUACCUCCAGACAUUUAAGUCUUUGAGUUAAUUUAAAAACCAUAAUCUGGUUUCUGCUGCAGCCUUUAGACUGACGGCUUCUUCCUCUCUGAGCGGCCUUUCAGCCCAUGUGGGUCCAACCUGACUGGUGGAGAUCCACAAUACUCCUCCUGAUGUGUUGGCCGAUUUAUUUAGAUGCCUCCAUAGAGUCCCAUAAGGACAUGGAGAGUCUGAGGUGUUGGCUUGAGAUGGAACCACAGGUGAGCCUCCAUUUCACCCAGAUGUUGUGAUUGAACAUAUCAGAA